This is a messenger RNA of Hansenula anomala, 972 nucleotides long. RefSeq lists its product as uncharacterized. Bases 1 to 972 code for a protein of 323 amino acids. The record is from RefSeq and is a predicted model, not a curated record. The transcript has a single exon. NCBI's taxonomy places the organism in Eukaryota, Fungi, Ascomycota, Saccharomycetes, Phaffomycetales, Wickerhamomycetaceae.
AUGAGUUUGAAUAGCUUUCCAUCGAGACCACCCACAAAAUCAUCAUUCACUAGUCAAUCACAACAUUCCAAUUCCAACCAAACUAGAAACAAAAAACAAACACCAACCAGAACUGUAUCAAACCUGAAAAGAUCCAAUGAGCUGCUAUCAGUAGAAGAUGAACUUAGAGAACUGUUAAAUCAUUCACGACUCAAUCAAAGACAAAAGAAAGCAUUCUCAGAGAUGCUGGAGACAACAUUUGAUUUAUUUCAAGCUCCUUUACAAAGUGGAUCACACCAAGAAUCGUUGAUAGAUUCAUCAUCAAUUGAACUUUAUAGCAAGAUGCAAUCUUUAGUCACAGCUUUGACAUCUUUGAUAAUGAAUGAAGAAGAGGCAACAAGACAUGAAAUAACCCAUAUUAAAGAAGAACAAGGAACUGAACAAGAUGAUGAUUCAACUGAAUUUUCUGAUGGUGAAGAUGCAUAUAAACCAGUUCUGGAACCUAUCCAGUCAAAUAUGUUCCCAAGAUCUUCUACAAUUUCGAAUUUUCGACCUCUAACCAGAAGUUCAUCAAUUGCUGAAACCACAAGAAGACCAUCAAUUAGAUCAAACAAUUCACCAACCUAUAGACCAAACAUUUCACCAACAUUAUAUAACCCACCGCUUGAUAUACGGCCAAAUAAUAGAUAUCAAGAAUUGCAACCUAAUAGAAGUCCAUUUCAACCUAUGCAAACCCCAAUACCAAGAUCUUUUUCAACCCGUUCUGAAAGACCAAAAUCUAUGUAUGUUGGCAAUCAAGGACUACCCAAUCUUCCAUCAAUGUCAUCUACAAGGAGUAUAAAUAAUUUACAUGGUUAUGUUUCACCACAUGAUCAAUUCCAUCAAGAAUUUGGUUCUGAUCAUGGAGGUUUUGAUGAUUCAAGAUAUUCAACUAGAUCUGGUUCUAUAAGAGACUCUGCAACAAGAUCAAAGAGAUAUUCAAUGAGAUUUUAA